ACGAUGAUGACCACCGAGUCCGGGGCGUGCUGCUUGAUCUGCUCGGAGACGCUCUUGACGAUCUUGACGUUGGUCUGGAUGAGGUCGUCGCGGCUCAUCCCGGGCUUGCGGGGGAGUCCGGCGGUGACGAUGACGACGUCCGAGCCCUGGAUGUCCUUGUAGUCGCUCGUGCCCUUGAUCGCGGAGUCGAAUCGCUCGAUCGGCGAGCAGCAGGCGAGGUCGAUCGCCUUGCCCUGGGCGACGCCCUCUUUGUCCGGGAUGUCCAGGAGGACGAUAUCGCCCAGCUCCUUGGCGGCGGCCCACAUGGCGCAGGAGGCCCCGACAUUGCCAGCACCGAUGACAGCGAUCUUCGCGCGACGCAUGGGAAAUACCCUUUCAGGAUGCGGGCGACGGGCGGUAGGAUCGGGGGCGUGACCCAGACCGCCGACCGUUUUUCCGCCUUCGGGACGACCAUCUUCGCCGAGAUCAGCGCGCUCGCGCUCGAGCACGGGGCGAUCAACCUCGGCCAGGGCUUCCCGGACUUCGACGGGCCCGAGCACGUCAAGGCCGCCGCGACGCGCGCGAUGGCCGACGGGCACAACCAGUACGCGCCCCUGCCCGGGGUCCCCGAGCUGCGGGGGGCGAUCGCGCGGAGCUUCGGCGAGCGGUUCGGCGUGAGCGUCGACCCGGCGCGCGAGGUGACCGUGACGUGCGGGUGCACGGAGGCGAUCGCCGCGACGCUGUCGGGGCUCGUGAACCCGGGCGACGAGGUCGUGCUCUUCGAGCCGUUCUACGACUCGUACCGCGCGUGCGUCUCGCUCGCGGGCGCGACGGCGCGGUUCGUCACGCUCCGCGCGGACGCGAACGGGCGCUUCACGUUCGACCCGGGCGAGCUCCGCGCCGCGUUCAACGAGAAGACCCGCGCCGUGCUCGUGAACACGCCGCACAACCCGACCGGCGUGGUCUUCUCGCGCGAGGAGCUGCGCUCGAUCGCGGACCUGUGCAUCGAGCACGACGCGAUCGCGAUCUCCGACGAGGUGUACGAGCACAUCGUCAUGGAGGGCGAGCACGUGCCCAUCGCGACGCUCGACGGCAUGCGCGAUCGCACGGUCACCCUCUCGAGCUUCGGCAAGACCUUCAGCAUGACCGGGUGGAAGAUCGGGUGGGCGAUCGCCCCGCCGGCGCUCACCUCGGGGGUGCGCUCGGCGCACCAGUUCCUCACGUUCGCGAUCGCGACGCCGCUGCAGCACGCCGCGGCCGAGGCUCUGGCGUCCCCGCCGUCGUACUUCGAGGAUCUCCGGGCGGGCUACCGCGAGCGUCGCGACCUGCUCGUGGGGGCGCUCCGCGAGAUCGGGUUCUCGUGCGCGCGGACGACGUCGCGUUCGUGA
Messenger RNA from Symbiodinium necroappetens, 1367 nucleotides. The record is from the annotation of a GenBank genome assembly. NCBI's taxonomy places the organism in Eukaryota, Dinophyceae, Suessiales, Symbiodiniaceae.